AUGGGACAAGAAUGUUAGAAAUGUUAAAUGAAACCAGAUGUACAAUAAAGUGAAAUUAAUAAAAAGGAAGAAAUUAGUUCUGAUUCUGAUUCUGAUCCUGAAAUAGAAGAAGAAGAUGAAAAACAGCCUUGUACUUAUAAACAUUAUUCUAAGAAAAACCACCUUCAAUGGAUAGUAAAUCCAAUUCUUCUACAUUUAUAAAAGAGUAAUACAUAUCAACAGAUUCAAAACAAGAGUAAAUUGAAACUAUUUAGAAUCAACUUAAAUUUGAAGAUGGUGGAAUCUAUACAGGAAUUAUAUUUAAUAAUAUGGCAAAUGGUUUAGGAAAAUUAAUCAUGCCAAAUGGAGAUAUAUAUGAAGGAAAUUUUAUUAACAAUUAUUUAGAAGGUGAUGGAAAAUGUGUUUAUGCAAAAGGACCAAUUUAUACAGGAUAAUUUAAAUAAGGUAAAUCAAAUGGAAUAGGAAAAGAAGUUUGGCCUGAUGGUUCCAUUUAUGAAGGAGAAUUUAAAAAUGGUAAAAAGAAUGGAAAAGGAAUUUAUAAAUGGAGUUAAUAAAGUACAUAUAAUGGAGAAUGGAUGGAUAAUAUGAUUAAUGGAAUAGGAAAAUAUGAAUGGCCAGAUGGUAGGGUAAUUUAUUCAUUAUUUAGAAUAUAGUCUUAUUAUGGAUACUGGCUCAAAAAUCAAAUGCACGGAAGAGGAUAUUAUCGAUGGAGUGAUGGAAAAUACUAUGANAAUUAACUUAAGACAGUUCGAACAAUCUAAUUUGAAAUUUCAGGAAAAGAGUCUAAACGCUAACCUUAUUUUGGUGCUUCAACACUAACUAAUCUUUUAAUUGGUAAUAGUUAAUUGAAUAAAGUAUGUUCUUUAACAUUAUUUGUUUCUGAAAAAAAUCAUAUUAAUAGAAUUACUUAAUCCAAUUCUAACAAAAUCAUCAGCUUCUUAUUCUCCUACAUCACAAUCCUCAUUUUUAUUUAUUUAUUUUUCUAAUACUAUCAAUUAAUUUUUAUUUUAGACAAUAGGUUGUGAACAACAAACAUUUGCAUUACCCAUUUUAUUAUUAUUUUUAUAUUACAAAAUCAAAGUGAUAUUUUAUCUAUAUCACAUGGGACAAGAAUGUUAGAAAUGUUAAAUGAAACCAGAUGUACAAUAAAGUGAAAUUAAUAAAAAGGAAGAAAUUAGUUCUGAUUCUGAUUCUGAUCCUGAAAUAGAAGAAGAAGAUGAAAAACAGCCUUGUACUUAUAAACAUUAUUCUAAGAAAAACCACCUUCAAUGGAUAGUAAAUCCAAUUCUUCUACAUUUAUAAAAGAGUAAUACAUAUCAACAGAUUCAAAACAAGAGUAAAUUGAAACUAUUUAGAAUCAACUUAAAUUUGAAGAUGGUGGAAUCUAUACAGGAAUUAUAUUUAAUAAUAUGGCAAAUGGUUUAGGAAAAUUAAUCAUGCCAAAUGGAGAUAUAUAUGAAGGAAAUUUUAUUAACAAUUAUUUAGAAGGUGAUGGAAAAUGUGUUUAUGCAAAAGGACCAAUUUAUACAGGAUAAUUUAAAUAAGGUAAAUCAAAUGGAAUAGGAAAAGAAGUUUGGCCUGAUGGUUCCAUUUAUGAAGGAGAAUUUAAAAAUGGUAAAAAGAAUGGAAAAGGAAUUUAUAAAUGGAGUUAAUAAAGUACAUAUAAUGGAGAAUGGAUGGAUAAUAUGAUUAAUGGAAUAGGAAAAUAUGAAUGGCCAGAUGGUAGGGUAAUUUAUUCAUUAUUUAGAAUAUAGUCUUAUUAUGGAUACUGGCUCAAAAAUCAAAUGCACGGAAGAGGAUAUUAUCGAUGGAGUGAUGGAAAAUACUAUGAUGGAGAAUAUGAAAAUGAUAAAAAGUCUGGAUUUGGUAUAUUUAACUGGCCUGAUGGAAAACAAUAUUAAGGAUAUUGGCUAGAUGGAAAACAACAUGGAAAAGGACUUAUGAUUAAUAAAGAAGGAAAAAAAAAAUUUGGAGAAUGGCAAAAUGGCAAAUUAAUUAGCUGCUCUGAUGAAUCUAAUUUAUAACUUAUUCCAGAUGGUUGGUUUCUCAACACUUUUAAUUAAUGA
This is a messenger RNA of Paramecium sonneborni, 2066 nucleotides long. NCBI's taxonomy places the organism in Eukaryota, Ciliophora, Oligohymenophorea, Peniculida, Parameciidae. The record is from the annotation of a GenBank genome assembly.